Molecule: messenger RNA, 2603 nt
Organism: Ficedula albicollis (Collared flycatcher)
Lineage: Eukaryota; Metazoa; Chordata; Aves; Passeriformes; Muscicapidae
Gene: LRRC28
Product: leucine rich repeat containing 28
Exons: 10
Coding region: 236-1354 (372 amino acids)
Molecular function (GO): protein binding
Source: RefSeq, a predicted model, not a curated record
CCCCUCUUUCAGGCCGAUAAUUGAAAUGAUGGCAGAACAUGGCAUAUUCCGUAUUGCAACUGCACACAGCACAUAUGGACCAGCAGUGGCUGUGGAGUGCCACAGGUAGUGAGAGAGGCAGAGUAUAAAGCAACACAGAAGGUGGAAUUCCCCGAGUUGUCAGCAUCAUACUUGUCCUUGGAUUCUGGCACUUGACCAAGAAAUGGGUCUGCUCUCAGAAGAUGCAAUGCAGUAGAUGUGGUGCUUAGUCAUGGCAUCAGAACUGUGCAAAACAAUCUCUGAGGCAAAGCUGGAAAGGCACAAGAACUUGUUCUUAAACUACCGAAAUCUCCAUCACUUCCCUCUGGAGUUACUGAAAGAUGAGGGGCUGCAGUACUUGGAGAGACUUUACAUGAAAAGAAAUUCCCUGACCACAUUGCCAGAAAACCUUGCACAGAAGCUUCCAAACCUCGUGGAAUUGUACCUUCAUUCAAAUAACAUAGUUGUUGUACCUGAAGCCAUUGGCUCCCUGGUUAAGCUGCAGUUUCUGGACCUGAGUGACAAUGCCCUGGAGAUUGUGUGUCCCGAGAUCGGCCGCCUGAGGUCCUUGCGGCACCUGCGCCUGGCCAACAACCAGCUGAAAUAUUUACCUGCAGAGGUUGGAGACCUGCGGGAGCUGCAGACUCUGGACAUCUCCACGAACCGCCUGAUGACGUUACCCGAGAGGCUGCACAUGUGCCUUUCGCUGCAGUACCUGACUGCAGACAGGAACCACCUGUGGUCUGUGCCCCGCCACCUGUGCCAGCUGCCCAGCCUCAACGAGCUCUCCAUGGCUGGCAACCGCCUGGCAUUCCUGCCCCUGGAUUUAGGUCGUUCUCGAGAGCUCCAAUAUGUUUAUGUGGAUAACAAUAGUCACCUGAAAGGCCUCCCAUCUUAUCUCUAUAAUAAAGUCAUUGGUUGCAGUGGUUGUGGUUCUCCAAUUCAAGUUUCAGAGGUGAAACUGCUCUCUUUUUCAUCAGGCCAGUUAACUGUGUUCCUGCCAGCAGAGGUGAAAUCUAUAGGGACAGAAACAGAUCAUGUGCUGCCUUUGCAAGAACUGGCCAUGAGGACCCUCUAUAACACCUACUACAGGUUUUUGAAAGAUUUAAACUUUCUGACUCCAAUCUCACUACCCAAAAGCCUCUUGGAAUUGCUGUACUGUCCCUUGGGACACUGCCACCGCUGCAGCCAGCCUAUGUUUACCAUUGUCUACCCAAAGCUCUUUCCCUUGAGGGAAACUCCAAUGGCAGGAUUGCAUCAAGGGAGGACAACUGUUAGUUUUGUGGCAUACUGCUGUUCCACCCAGUGUCUGCAGACUUUUGACCUACUGAGUUGAUAAACAUUUCAACCUCCUCAGGAGUGCUGCCAGUGUAAAGCUGCAUUUGAUGCUGUGUCCCCUUGGUACUGGAAUACCGUGUGUGCGUGUGCCAAAGCAGCAGAAGUGCCCGGUCAGGAACACUCUGAGACACUUAAAUCCUGCCCUAUCAAAUCUGGAUGAACUGCUGGAACUUUUCAGAAGUAUAAAUACCGAGCUUUUAAAAGUAUUAACUUCUCUCUCCUCCGAGGCAGCACACAAACCAAACACAUUCACGAGCUCUGACUUCAGGAUUUCCAGUAUUUUUCAAAUGUGCCUGAUUUCAGGUUGACCCAUUGCAUCAUUUGAGGCAGUUGCAUUCCUCUAACAGGAAAAAAAAGUUCAGUUAUGGCAAACAAAUUUUCACUUAUUCAUCCCUAUCCUCUUCCCCUCUACAGCUGCCAUCAGGUGCAUUGCUGUAAGCCUGCAGAAACCUUUGAUGGAUCCCAGUGACUUUUCCAUAGAAUUCAGCCUUAUUUUCUCCCUCUCAUCUUAGCGUUUACCCCAGCAGAGUUAUACCAGUUGUAUACCAAGUCUUUGACAGUUCUCUGUGGUAUUUAAAUCCACAUGCUAAAAGCAGAUCUUUCUUUCUAGUAUCAUUAAAUACCACAGUGAUUUAAUUGGAGUAACUAGGAUAUGUCUGGAGACUGAAGAUCCUGUUUCAGUGAAGGCUGGUACUGAUGCCUACACUAAGGGCUCUUGCUCCAGCAUGUUCGAGGGUGUGUUUUCUUUAUUUUCAUUGCUUUAUUUUUAGAAACAGUUCUCCUUUUGUUCCAUUGAGUUCUUCAGGAAGAAGACAACUUUUUAAGUAUCAAUUUCCCUUUGAAAAAAUCCAAUUAGUAAUAUGAUAGUAAAUCUUUAUUAUAUUUUUAUAGUUGCAGGCUAUAGAUCUGCAAAGAGCUGGUCUUGAUCUUUUUCUAGAUUCAGCAUUUGGCUGAUUUGUCCAAGUGUGUCAGUGGACUGUGUGCCUUGGAGAAGGUUGGAAAUCCAGGAGCAGGUGUGUAUCUCCAUGCACAGGUAUAUUUGCACACAUGGAUACCUGCAGAGAAGGGCUGGGACGUUUGUUUCCGUACAUUAAUGGCAGAUUUGGUUCAAAUUGCCACUCACAAUAAUAUUUGUGGGAAUCUUUUUUUGUUACAUCUUGUUCAUUUUAAAUAAAGAACUAAGGAUGGAAAAAAGGCCCAAAAUGCCUACAUGACUAAACAUUUUGACUUUAUCCUGGAACAGUUUA